This is a messenger RNA of Cydia splendana, 2960 nucleotides long. RefSeq lists its product as uncharacterized. The transcript has 9 exons. Gene Ontology annotation, biological process: monoatomic anion transport; transmembrane transport. The record is from RefSeq and is a predicted model, not a curated record. Gene Ontology annotation, molecular function: transmembrane transporter activity. The coding region runs from base 155 to 1678 and encodes 507 amino acids. Gene Ontology annotation, cellular component: membrane. Lineage: Eukaryota; Metazoa; Arthropoda; Insecta; Lepidoptera; Tortricidae.
CGCAGGCUGGUGCCGCAGCCGCAGUAGCGGACCGACGAGCGUACGCGCAGCUCGCCACGAGUUUCGCGACGGCGUCGUGCGUGCUUUCAAAUACAACCUUCGUUCAGUGCGGUAUUUGUUGCUUACCUGCGCAAAGAGCAUACCAUUCUAUAAAAUGAAGUUCCACAUCAAAAUAUUUGAUUUCGUGCCAGCGCGAUUCAACAUCGCCCUAAUGAUGUUCUUCGCGUGCUGGGUCAACUACAUGAUGCGAGUCAACAUGAGCGUCAACAUCAUCGCCAUGGUGCCUGAUGACAGUAACUCUACAUCAGUGAAGUCAGAAUGCGAAGCCAUAGUGACGGACGACAGCGCGCUGCUGGAUAAUACGAGCUCAACAAUGAUCACCAAGCGGCUGCUCCGCCAGCCGGACGGCGUGAUAACAUUUGAUUGGACGACACAGCAACAGGCCUAUGUGUUAUCGGGCUACUUUUGGGGAUACGCCAUCACUUGUUUGGUGGGAGGAACGGCGGCAGAACUAUGGGGCCCCAGGAAAGUAGUGUUCCUCACAAUGCUACUCAGCGCCCUUCUGACUACGCUGACCCCUCAAGCUGCAAGACUGCACUAUCUAGUACUGGUUGCGAAUAGAUUCGUCAUGGGGCUAGCCGCAGGUUUCCUGUUUCCCGCCCUCCACGCCCUAGUGGCGCACUGGGCGCCCCCAGCUGAGAAGGGCAAGUUUGUGAGCGCGCUGCUGGGCGGCGCGAUCGGCACAGUAGUCACCUGGUCGCUCACUGGACCUCUCAUCGAAAACUUCGGCUGGGAUUACGCUUUUUACAUUCCAGGAGCCAUUGCUUUCGUUUGGUGUGUGGCGUGGUGGGCGCUAGUGUAUGACUCGCCCGUGCAGCACCCUCGCAUAUCCGACAAGGAAAAGAAGUACAUACUGGAAGCUAUCGGCGACAAAGUGCAGCAAAACUCACAUAAUAAGGUCGUACCCCCAUUCAAGAGCAUUCUCACCUCAUUCCCGUUCCUGGCGAUGGUGAUUCUUCACUACGGGAGCAACUGGGGCCUGUAUUUCGUGAUGACCGCUGCACCCAAGUUUGUGUCGAGCGCGCUGGGCUUUAACCUGACCUCCACUGGCACAUUGGCGUCGCUACCGUACCUCGCUAGAAUGAUCUUCUCUUUGGUCUUCGGAGCUAUUGGCGACAGAAUCGUGAAACAGAACGUGGUGUCCACAACGUUUAUGAGGAAGUUCUUCUGCCUGUUUUCCCAUGUGCUGCCAGGGCUCCUACUCAUAGGCCUUGGCUACACUGGCUGUGCGCCCGUCCUCUCAGUCGCACUCAUCACCUUCUCCAUGGGCUCGAACGGGGCAGCAACACUCACAAACCUGGUGAACCAUCAGGACUUGGCUCCGAAUUUCGCAGGGACGUUGUAUGGAAUUGCGAACGGAAUCGGAAACACAGCUGGAUUCGUGACUCCGCUCGUCACGGCGCAUUUCACUAAGAGCGGGAACGGCUUCUCGGAAUGGCGGCCGGUGUUCAUGACCGGCGCAUCGCUUUACAUCGCUUCGGCACUUUACUUCAUCUUGUUCGGGACGGGAGAAACGCAGGAAUGGAAUUAUGUGCCUGUAGUUGAAGAGGACGAGAGAGAUAAAAGGCCGAGCGCGAAUUCAACUGACACCACCGUUACGAUCCCUGUUAAAUCGUAGACUAUAGUUGAGAAUAAGUAGUGACUUUCUAAGUGAUGUUAUGCAUUAUUCGUAAUGAGAGCAUGUCUGUAAGUACAGAGCAGAUGAUGACAUAUACAUAUAUGCAAUUUUAUAGAAUUUGAGGAUACUCUAGGGAAUGGCAAAGGAGUAUUAGGUACGUAUUGUGUUACAUUGUGUACAACCGCCUCUGAGCUGCAUGUUAUAGAUUAAUUUACAAGAGCUUUCGCUGUAUGCCAACGAAAGUAGGUACUUAUUGAUACUUGUUAUAUUUCCUUUCAGCUCUUAUUUUAUUAUCAACUUGGGGACAUAAACAACUUGUCGUUUUUACCGGUUUGUCACGAUUAAUGUACAGCCACCACAAGGGAUUGUUAUGCCAUUUAGGGUUCUUGCUAAAUUGGCAGUUCUAUAGCGUAAGUACCUAUUGAACAAUCAAUUUAGCUAAAUAGGACCCUAAAUGGCGCAACAACCGCGGAGCGUGAUGGCACAUUUCGCCUAAGAUGGAUUAGAAAAAAAAAAUGUUGUGGUAAAAAAUACUUACAUCUCAGAUAAUUGUAACCAUAGGUACAUACCUACCGAAACGACUUGAUGAAUCUACUAUUGCGUUAAAAAUGUGACAUUUUCUCUGUCACAUUUUCCAUAAAUGGAUUCCAUUUAGUUGUAUUUGACUACUUUUAUACAGAAUUAUGGUUGUCAGGUCUCAUUAAAAACAGCUGCAAGCAACAGUCCGAGACUUCGAUUCUGAAAGAAUAUUGGAGAUAAUAAUUAUAGGGUUGAUUUAGAAUUUAUCAUUGUACUUAGCUUAGCUUCGUUUACAUGUUGAGAGUAUUUAUGGUAAUGCGUAAACAACUGGAUAGAAUAUUAAGUACUUACCUAAACCUUUAUUUUAUAAGAGAACUACACAUUCGACUUUAUUACUGGAGUUCAGAAAUAAAAAGCUAGACGAGUGUAUUGAAAAAAAAAAACAAUACUUAUAUGUGAUUAAAAUGUGUAAUUUAUUUCGCCGUCUUUAUUUAAUAAUUAAGUAUUUAUGACGAGCUGUUUGGUCUUAGUUAUAUUUUUGGUUAGUAUAAAUUAUAAUAAAAAAAUGUACAUUUAUAUUUAUUCAUAUUAAAAUGAAUUAAACACAAAAUUUUACUUAAAUCGAUAAAAAAGGGUCAAGCAUGGUACCUACAAAUGUUGUAAGCUGAAGUUUUAUGUUACGACUGUGGGAAUAUUUAUACGACUGUGAUGAAAUAAGCUUGCACGUAAAUGUAAAUUAUUUUUUAAAUAAAUAUUAUUGACU